Molecule: messenger RNA, 2938 nt
Organism: Zonotrichia leucophrys gambelii
Lineage: Eukaryota; Metazoa; Chordata; Aves; Passeriformes; Passerellidae
Gene: COL6A6
Product: collagen type VI alpha 6 chain
Exons: 19
Coding region: 597-2744 (715 amino acids)
Molecular function (GO): extracellular matrix structural constituent conferring tensile strength
Source: RefSeq, a predicted model, not a curated record
GUGAGAGUGGAUUUGAUGGCACUGAUGGAGAGCAGGGAGAACGUGGAUUUCCUGGACCUUCUGGAGAGAAAGGCAGCAGAGGGAGAUUGGUGAUGUACCCCUUACAGUAAUGCUUAGAUUUUAUGGAAACAUCUUUCCAAAGUAUCAUGCUGUCUGUAAUGACUGUGAGUUGUUUUUAAUAGCUGCCUGUUCUCUAAUAUGCUGUCACUCCUGCUCUAAAUCAGUGUAGCUCCACUGACUUCAACAGAUCUAGCCCUCUGCUGCCACAGAUACUAUUUAUAAUUGUACCUCAAUUGUUUGUGCUCUUUUUAUGAAUUUAGGGCAGAAAAGGCCCCAGAGGAGAACCAGGUGAACGAGGAGAAUCUGGACUAAGAGGAGAUCAUGGAGAUCCUGGGGCUAACAAUAAUGUUACUGGCCCUAAGGGUGAAAAGGGAAACCUAGCAUCACAGGGUGCAGCAGGUCGAAGAGGCCCUCCAGGUAUAAAGGGUGAGCAAGGAGAUCUGGGAGAAACAGGUUACCCAGGAGAAACUGGUCUUCCAGGCCCCCAGGGCCCAAAAGGACCACAAGGGAUCAGAGGACCUCCUGGACCACAAGGCAUGCCAGGCCCUCUGGGUAGUCUGGGGAUGCCUGGUUCACCUGGCUCUGUUGGAAAGUUAGGUGUAAGAGGAGCAAAGGGUGAACCUGGUGACCCUGGAGAGAAGGGCUUAGCUGGACCCCCUGGACAGAGAGGCAUUCCUGGCAUGGAUGGCAGAGAUGUCUAUGGUCCUGAAGGAAGCAAAGGAGCAAAGGGAGAAUCUGGAUUCAUAGGAUAUCCUGGUCCAGAGGGAGAAGAAGGAGAUCAGGGCAUUCCAGGAGCUGAAGGACCCAAAGGAAUUAGGGGUAGAAGAGGUAAUUCUGGCACACCAGGUUCCCUGGGAGAUCCAGGUGACCAAGGGCCAUCAGGACCUAUGGGUGCCAAGGGACCGGUGGGCACCAUUUUAAUGGAACCUUGUGAACUUGUGAAUUUUACCCGAAAAAACUGCCAUUUGAAGAAGAAACUAACAAUGUUUGAGUUGUGGAAAGGUUCUCAUGUAACUUUUCUGCUUCGAUAUACAGACGCAUGCCCAGCUUAUCCAACUGAAGUGGUUUUUGCCUUGGAUAUGUCUGAUGAUGUUACACCAGCUGCAUUUGAAAGAAUGAGGAACAUUGUUAUGUUAUUGCUGAAGACCAUUAAGAUCAGUGAAAGCAAUUGCCCAACAGGCGCUCGUGUCUCGGUUGUUUCUUUCAAUACCAACAUGCACUACCUCAUCCGAUUCUCUGAAUUCCAAAAGAACAACUUGCUGCUACAAGCCAUCCAGAGCAUCCCACUAGAGAGAUCCAGUGGAAAACGAAAUAUUGGGGCAGCCAUGAGAUUUGUUGCAAGACAUGUCUUCAAACGUGUUCGUCAGGGCAUCCUCACAAGAAAAGUUGCCCUGUUUUUUGCCAAUGGUCCAUCACAGGAUGAUGUAGCCAUCAGCACAGCUGUGCUUGAGUUGAGUGCCUUGGAUAUCACUCCAGUUGUUAUUGCCUUCAGUGAGGUGCCAAAUGUCAGACGUGCCUUCUCUAUUGAUGACACAAGAAGAUUUCAGUUAUUUGUUUGGGAAAGACAACAAGACGAAAAUUUGGAGGCCAUCACAUAUUGUACACUGUGCUUUGAUAAAUGCAAUCCAAGAACCAACUGUGAGGUGCCUUUUUCUCCCCUGGUUCAGAUGGAUAUGGAUAUAACUUACAUCAUGGACAGCUCUCGCAGCAUUAGCAGGGAAGACUUUCAGAGAGCCAAAGACUUUGUGAGCAACAUGGUGGAUCAGUUUGUCGUUUCCUCACAGCCCAAUGAAUCAUAUGGAGGCAUCAGAGUGGCACUGGUGCAGCAGGCUCCCAGGGGCUUCCUGCCUGACAGAAACCAGACACCUGUGGCCUUGGAGUUUGACCUAGUCACAUACAGCAAUAAAGAUUUGAUGAAGAAACACAUCCAAGAGUCUGUUCACCAGCUGGAAGGGCCAUCAGCCAUUGCUUCUGCUCUACAGUGGACAGUUGAAAAUGUAUUCUUUAAAGCCCCCAGACAAAGAAAGCACAGGGUCAUAUUUACAAUAGUCGGAAGCAAAACAAGCACAUGGGACAGAGAAAGGCUGAGAGAGAUUUCACUCGGAGCCAAGUGCCAAGGGUUCACCUUAUUCACUCUUGCACUUGGCAGUGAUGUGAGUGGCAGUCAGCUGAUGGAGCUGUCCAGCUCCCCCACAGAUCAGCACUCACUGACACUGGGCAGGUUUGCCACCCCAGAGAUGGUGUAUGCUCAGAGGUUUAGCCGGGCAUUCCUAAAUCUUCUACAACAAGAAAUGAACAGUUAUCCUUCACCUGAACUUCAAGAAGAGUGUGAAAAUUUAGAUCGGGGAGACAUACAACAGGAAGCAUCCGUGACUGAAAGAAUACCUUUUCCUGGAAUGGCUGAAAGUGGUUCCAGUCAAGUUUUAGAAGACACGGAAAAAAAUAAAAGUAGAGUCAUGAAGAGGAUGAAAGAGAACACCAAAGAGCCUGUAUACACAGUGCCAGAAAUGAGAGAUGAUUAUGAGGAGAGUGCAUAUUUCACAGAGGAAAAUGCUAAAAGGGAAAAGCCUCAAGAGUGUGGAAAAGCUCAGGAGAAGAACAAGAAAAACUUAGAGACCACAGCAGAAACUAGAAGUGGCUGUAAUGAUUAUGGUAUGAUUCUAGAAUAUGAAAAUCUUUUUUAAUUUAGUAAAAAGACUAAACUGUGAAGGACUCAAUUGAAUAUUUUUACACGAUGAAGGAUUUCCAGAUACAUUUUUUCAAAGGUUUUAGUCAUCACAUGUUAGUAUUUAGUCCAAAACUAUAUAGUAGUUAAAGACUGAACUACAGGUGUCAUUAUAACUUCAGUUUUGAUUUAUGAAUUUUGUAACAAUAUCAU